Amphimedon queenslandica is the source of this 2585-nucleotide messenger RNA. Its product is annotated as leucine-rich repeat serine/threonine-protein kinase 1-like. Lineage: Eukaryota; Metazoa; Porifera; Demospongiae; Haplosclerida; Niphatidae. Gene Ontology annotation, molecular function: protein binding. The transcript is spliced from 9 exons. The coding region runs from base 117 to 2585 and encodes 822 amino acids. The record is from RefSeq and is a predicted model, not a curated record.
GUGUGGUUUUCAUCAGCCACUCCUACUUCUUUGCAGAGGCAGCAAGCUCGAGCUGCCUUCUUCACAGGAUAAUCUUCUUCUCUCUCCCUUUCUCUCUUCCCCCUCUCUUUAGCAAGAUGGAGAACGAAGAUAUACGGACUUUGGUGACGUUUAACCGUGGAAAAGAUGUCAUUGAUCUUGCUCAGUACUGGGUAGAAGAGAAUAAAGACAAGCCUGGUGACGUUACCACUUUCCUUCUGUUUCCAGCUGCAAAAGCAGGCCAACCGGACACACUAGAGAAAUUCAUUCGAUAUGGCGAUUUGUCACAAAUCGAGAAAGACGAUAAGAGUCAUUUGGGUUGGAAUAUCUAUCAUUAUGCUGUGUACGGCUAUCAGAUCAACUGUAGCUAUUUAUUAAAUGAAAAGUCCCAAGCUAGCACUGCUAACCUCACUCCUGAUGAAGCUAGACAGAUACAGCUGGACAUUAUUUACUUGCUCCAUCAACACAAAGCUCCAGUGACAGCUGGUCUUGAUAUAGAGCAGGAGGACAUACUCCACCCUCUUCCUCUCCAUCCCUCUCUAAUGGCACUGGGUUUCGAAUGUAGCUUUAGUGAGGCGGCCAUUUUGAUUGACAUGUUAUCCUUAUCCUCAUCAACUGCUGGUAGUAAUGGAGUAGGAUCCCACUCAGCUAGUACUCCAGGUUUGGAUAAUAUAAAGGUCACUUCUAAUAAUGAUCACAGAAGAGCCCUCUAUCAUUUGUUUGAAUGGGCAUACAAUAGGGGUCAUUUGGAUGUACUCACGUUUUGUCACAAUAGAUACCUCAGUCUCUGUAGCGAGUCCCUGAGGAUAAGGUCCAUCAAUUACCCGAUAUUCCUAGCAGCUGUCAGAGAUAAGAGACUUGAAGUACUCGAAAUGGUUUUCUCUAAUCAAGAGACACGCCCACUUCCUGAUCGGAUUCUCUCUCGUCCGUACGUCCUCGGGAAAAAAACCGAGAAUGUUCCCGGAGAGAAUAUGAAUGCCGUAGGUGUAGCUUGUGAGUGUUGUCUCAAUGGCGACCCGUCCGUUUUUGAUGCAAUGCUGAGUCAUCAAGUUAUCGGGAAACAGUUAGUGAAUCUGUCGCUGGCCGAUCUUGGAGUAAAGGAGGUUCCUUUGGAAUUAUUUCAUGAGAACCUCAUAUCCUUGAGUCUGAGUGGGAACAAGCUGGAAGAACUCCCACCAACGAAAGACUGGAAGUGCAUCAAUUUAACGUUCUUGAGUUUAGCUAAUAAUUUAUUUUCGGUCGUGCCCCCCGGAUUAUUCCAGCUACCGAAAUUAACGAAUUUAAAUCUAAGUUCUAAUAAGCUGGUGAAGAUAGGUCCUGAUCUGUGGCGAGCUCCUCUACUGAAGUAUCUGUACGCGUCAUCAAAUCUCCUCCAAUCGCUGCCAUACCCUGAGCUCAAGAACCAGUCUUCUCCUCUUCAUGCCGGAGAUCUUGUCUCCCCAGGCUCCAGCAAGAAAGAGAUCAUACACAGUCUUCGUUACUCUUUCGUCGACUCUGGACUUGAGAGAGAAGAAGAUUUUCAUGUCAGAGGCCAAGGUUUUAAUCUGGAAUUUCUUGAUCUCUCCGAUAACAAGUUGACCGCUGUCCCGCCCGGCUUGCCCUGCCUAGCCCCUCUAUUAAUGACAUUAAAACUCAACAAUAACUCCAUUAAAGAUUUUGGGAAUAUUUCUGAUUACCCGACUCUCCUUAAGUCCCUUAAUCUGUCUGGUAAUGGCGGCGAAGUGGCAAUAGUUCGGUCUCGUUUCUCACCCCACGGUCCAGUCUGUCUCCAGUCCACGCCAGAAAAGACGCUUCAUUGCAAUCAUGCCGACCAUAUUCUCCUCUCAAACUUGCAACACUUGAAUUUAAGUAAGAACCAGCUGAAAGACAUCAUGGUAGAAUCAGAUGCUCCCGUUUCUUUCCCUCACGGUCUCACGCCCACGCACAAUCAGUCCCUCCUCUACCCUAAAGUCCAGUCCCUCAUACUCAGUGAGAAUAAGCUUAAAAGGUUUCCAGUUGGGAUUCAUAAACUCGAAAGACUCGGUACUUUGGACGUGACUGAUAAUAUAACGAUUCAGUCCCUCCCUGAGAAACUCCACUUGCUCAAAAACCUCAUCGGUUUCCGUUACAAAGGAAUAGGAGAUCCCAUUAUUGGAACCCUGGACACUUUUAAAGACACAGCUCAAUUGCUUUACUACCUGAGGGCCAGGGAACUUCAAGCUGUCUCUAAUACUUCUAUGAGGCUCUUUGUGAUUGGUCACGCUAAUAAAGGAAAGUCCACAGUCUUAAAGACACUGAGGGGAGAGAGAAUGACAAAAGAGAACUUAGGAGUCAUGGAGGAGAAAAGAGGAGUUACUGUUGGUAUUGAUGUUGGAAGGUGGACCUGUGUCCAUACCAGGAAGAAGAGUGCUAAACCAAUCAACUUUUAUACAUGGGAUUUUGCAGGACAGGAUGAAUAUUAUGUAACUCACCAGUGUUUCCUCACAAACAGGGCACUGUAUCUACUGGUAUGGAAACUGACUGACAAGGAACAAGGUCUAGAGGGACUACAUGUCUGGCUCAGGAAUAUACAAGUACAUGUCUACUAG